This is a messenger RNA of Phaedon cochleariae (mustard beetle), 1718 nucleotides long. Lineage: Eukaryota; Metazoa; Arthropoda; Insecta; Coleoptera; Chrysomelidae. The record is from the annotation of a GenBank genome assembly.
UUUACAUCAUGCCAUGAAAAGAGACAACUACAGGGAAAAAAUCAGUAUUAGGUUUUAGCAAGUUUAGCAAUACAAACGAACAAGUCUUACGUGAGUCGCUUAAUGUUAAUACGUUGGCGCCUGGCGGGCGAAAGCUGCAACUAAGAUGCGCUUGGCUUGGCUUGGCUUCCUUUGUUUCUUUUCGAGCCUCCGUGGUCCGUUAUUUCUUGUUCUUGUACAUGAUUGUUAUCAAUAAUUAUCUGUGCACGAUUGUGUUUGAUUGUAUUAUUGUGUAUCUUGAUCUGUGGUAUCUUGGAUUCACGGGAUUGUUUUCCUAGGUAUAUACCUAGUUCUGUUUCCUCUGUGAAUUAUAUUUUACCAGUGCCAGUGUGUUCAACGAGGUUUACAAUCCAAUCAUAUAUAGCGUUGAAACUGCAUUUGGUUCAAGCACUGAAGUUCUAAUUAGCAGGUUUCUUUGAAUAUUGUCCUUCCUCAAUGGCAGCAACAUGGACGGUGGUGAAAUUCAUCACAGACAAUUCUGUGGAGGCUGUGCCAAGCAAAUGGCUUUCAGAUGGCAAAUGUUCCUGGCCUAGUUACACAAGGGAUCGUUUAAUGAAGGCGAUUCGAACUUGUGAGCCCCCAUUAUCAUGUUGGAAUCAACAUGAGAUCAUUCCAUUCAGGAAUGCCACAUAUAAUAAUUAUGCUACUGCCAGGAAAAAAUCCAUGAAGGCAGAAGAGACAUCAGAUCUCAAUUCAGAAAAUGAAAAAACAAAGAGAGUUUUGAAAAAACCAAAAAUUUUUUCUGCAGAUUCUGAUGAAGUGUCUGAUGAUUCAUCUGCUGACAGCAUCAGUGAUCUAGGCAUCAUAAAUCAUGAAUUUCCACAGAUUCAGAUACAAUCAUCAGGUACAACAGAGCAUGAAUCACCAAACAACCAUGGCUCUACAAACACAUUGGCAGAAGAAUUAUCUCGAGAAUUAUCAUCUGAUAUUACAACCAAUGUUGGAAUUGAUAAAUGUACCUGCUGUGUGAUCCACAAGCAUGAAGCUGCCAAUAAUAGUGGUUAUUUCAAACAGAUAAUUCGGAAAUUGACAAUUCUCGAAAUGGACAUGUGUGAUCUAAAAAAGAUCAUCGAUAGAUCCCCCGUUUCUACCAUAUUAGAGAUCCAAAAUAUAUGGGCGGAAUUUGAAUUUCCGUUGUCUACCAUAGAAGUCUUGACUUCUUUUGAAGAAUUCCUGAGUGAUGAGGAAAACAUGAAGAAAUCGAUCACCGAAUUAUCCAAAGUAGGGGGCGAUAACCCCAAUGAUUUUAUGAAGAGGGCGAUGACGAAAUUGAUGACCCCCAAAUUGGCAGCGGAAUACAGCUGGGUCGGGCUGAAGAAGAAAAAGAUAUUUUCAAAGAUGCACAUUUCCCACCUCCUUAUAAGGUCAGCCCAACAGAAUGGAAAGACCUCGUCUUUCACCAUUAAAGAAUUGGAAGAUGGCAUCAAAAAAGUUCUCAGGCGGGCAAAUGAAAGGGCAAUGGCUGAGGAGAAGAAACUGUCUAAGUGAUAUAUAUUUCCUCUAGUGUUUAAGUUUUAUUUCUUUAUGUGAGAAUAAUUUAUUUUUGAGUUAUAUUUUCUGUUGAUUUUUUCAGAAUAAAUUUUAUAAUUUUAACAGCAACAAUGACAUUCCUUUGAGGAGUUUUGUCCUAAAAAGUAUCCACAUUCAUUUUAAUGCAAUUGACAUUAUUGGUAGUGUGG